CUCAGUAUUCAGACUCAAUCCUUCAAGCGAACUCAUCAACCUCUUGAGGUCGAUCAUCACCAAUUAAGACAAGCAAAACGAGAAGAGAAUGGGUAAUGUGGUGGAAUUGAAGGUUGAUUUAGACUGUGAUGGGUGCAUCAAGAAAAUCUUGAAGGCCAUAAAAAAGAUGGAAGAUAUAGAAACUUAUGACCUUAACACACAACUCAACAAGAUAACGGUCACCGGAAACGUGACGUCAGAGGAGGUGAUCAGAGUUCUUCGGAAGAUAAGGAAACCUGCAACUAAUUGGGGGGAAGAUGGAUCGAAUAUCAGCUCCUCCUAAUUAUUCUUAAUUAAUCUCAUGCAUGUUUUUCCCCAAGUUUUGAUCUAUAUAUAUAUGUAUCUUAUUAUUGGUUAAAUAAAAUUUCAUUUCAUUUCA
This is a messenger RNA of Impatiens glandulifera, 418 nucleotides long. RefSeq names its product heavy metal-associated isoprenylated plant protein 45. Gene Ontology annotation, molecular function: metal ion binding. The record is from RefSeq and is a predicted model, not a curated record. NCBI's taxonomy places the organism in Eukaryota, Viridiplantae, Streptophyta, Magnoliopsida, Ericales, Balsaminaceae. The transcript is spliced from 3 exons. The coding region runs from base 89 to 322 and encodes 77 amino acids.